This is a messenger RNA of Onthophagus taurus, 2304 nucleotides long. Its product is annotated as collagen and calcium-binding EGF domain-containing protein 1. Lineage: Eukaryota; Metazoa; Arthropoda; Insecta; Coleoptera; Scarabaeidae. The record is from RefSeq and is a predicted model, not a curated record. Gene Ontology annotation, molecular function: calcium ion binding.
CUAAAUAGUUUUGAGUGUUCUCGACACAUAAUACCAGCCUCUAUUUCUGAACACACGCUUGUGAGCAAGCAAUAAACACUUUAUUCCAUUCGAACCACUUCAACACAGUUUCAUCCGAAUAACAGUUUAGUUCGGAUCGUUUAGUUCAAGUACAACAAUUGUCUUCUCCUCGCCUAUAAGAUUCUUAAUAGAAUCUAAUGGCGUCAAUUAAAUACUCAAAGUGUAACUAUUAACGAAAAUAAAAAAUGGUGCUUUCCGAUCGAUUUUUAAUUAAUUCUUUGUGUUACGUUUUAAUUUUCUUAAAUAAAUCAACGAUAUCGGAUGAUUUAGAUAAUGAUGGUUACUUUUUGGAUCAAUUAAGUGAAGUUGGACGGGCUAAUUUGGAUGCGGACGUUUUUGAGUGUCCAUCCAGCAAUGUCAUCACUACUCGGUACAAAUGCAAAGUUGAUGACAAAUGGGUCGACUGCACGAGGAAACACUGCUGUCCCGACUACGUAUUUAUUUCAGGCAGGUGUGUCCACAAAGAUGAGGAUCCAUGUUCAAUGGAGUUAUGUGAACAAAUGUGUACGGUUUACCAUCAAAGAGUAAUUUGUACCUGUUUCGAAGGAUAUAAAUUUAGCCCAGAAAAUCAAAAAUUGGGGAUAAAACCUGUUUGCGUAGAUGUGGAUGAGUGCUUAGAUAAUAAUGGGGAUUGUAGCCAAAAGUGUGCCAACGAAGUUGGAAGUUAUAAAUGUUUAUGUGAAACAGGGUAUAAACUAUCCGGGGACAACAGAACAUGUAUUCCCAUAGAAGGUGGAGAGUUGGGAUUGGGUUACAAAGGAAGGGAAAUGGACCAACAAGCGGCUACGAGAGAUCAUUGCUAUGCAAAUUGCGAUACCGUGUCCAGACUACACGAAAAGAUAAAAGCCCUCCAAGAAAAAGUGUCAGCUUUAAGUACUGCAAUCAAGUUGUCCAGUCUGGCUUCGGGUCCCCCAGGACCACCCGGGCCCCCGGGAAUUCCAGGACCGCAAGGACCACGAGGAUUCGCUGGUCAAGGAUCGACAACAACAAGCGGAAAUCAAGACUACACAUAUUCCAUUUUAGACGCUUUUGUACCCCUUCAAACGGGAAUAGAAUCCGAAGAUGGAGCGGCUUAUUGUAAAUGUAAAAGAGGACCUCAGGGUGAUCCGGGACCGGCUGGAUCUCGCGGGCCAAAAGGAGAUCGAGGAGAGAGAGGUCCCAGAGGACCAAAAGGACCAAAAACUUCUCUGGAUAAUGUUCUUUUAUUGUUAGCAGAUUUUAGACAUGAUAUUCAACAUUUACAAAAUAGAGUUUAUUUAAACGGAGAAAAACCACCUAAAUUUGAGAUAACUCAAUUUUUAAGAAAUAAAGAUCGCCAACGUUGGGAACGUCAAAAUCGGCUACUUCAAGGAUACCUAAAACCGAACGAUGAAAGAAUAAGUUCUACAUCAUCAACUUCAUCGUUGACUUCACCUUCGUCGCCUGAUUUUAAUGAUGGAAAAAAUCAGGUGGAGGAAUUCCAGGAUAACACAAGUUUUUUAACUGAAUCUUACGAUUUUAUGGAUACUGAAGAUGCGCAAAAUAUGAACGAUUCAGAUUAUUAUUAAAUAAUUUCUUAAUUAAUUAAAUUUUAUUAGGCUCCACUUUAAAACGAUAUUUUUUAGAUUUAAACAAAUUAUUAAGCAAUAAUUAUUUUGUUAUUGUUACAAACUCUGUUAUUCAAUCCUCAAUUUCCCACUUUAUUAAUAACAUCAAUAAUAAUAACAAAUAAAAAUCCUUGUUAUCUUUACGACCUAAACAACGAUAACCUCUCCUUCUCAACAGUCAAUUGAAUUUGAUUUCCUUUAAUUACAUCAAAUCCGAAACAACAAUUAGUUCUAUCUGAACAUUUUAACGACUCACAUUCGAUUUGUGACAAAUUUUAUAACAAAUUGUAUUAACAAAGUGCUGAUAAUUAAAAAUGCAAACGAAAACCUUAAUCGUUUCGUGUUGGAAGUUUUAUUUCCUUCUAUUAACAAUGCCCGGAUUAACUUCUUCGAAAUGUUUUUCAACAAUGGGUAAGCAAGUCGUACAUUGUACCGGUUCGAUUACAUCGAUAAAAGAUAUUUACGAAGAAAUCGAUCCAACGACGAGCGUUGUUGUUGUAAAGGAUCUUCAAAAAUUCGUAAUCGAUCCGAAUGAACACCUUCAUGAAAACUUUAAAAGUCUUACGUCGUAUCAACUUUCAAGAAUUAAUGAUUUACAACUUAACAGAAAUGCCUUUAUGGGUUUGAGUAACUUAUUAAUCAUGAAAUUCGCUGACAA